This is a messenger RNA of Helobdella robusta, 639 nucleotides long. RefSeq lists its product as hypothetical. The record is from RefSeq and is a predicted model, not a curated record. The transcript has 4 exons. NCBI's taxonomy places the organism in Eukaryota, Metazoa, Annelida, Clitellata, Rhynchobdellida, Glossiphoniidae. Bases 1 to 639 code for a protein of 212 amino acids.
AUGGAAGACGGACAAAGACGGACGAUGACCAUAAAAAAGAUCACUGAGUCCGCGAUGGAGCGCAUGGAGGCUCUAUUCAAGCCGAUAGAAAACCUCAAAAAGAUCGGAUUCAUUCACGACGAAAUGACCAACACAAGAACGAUAAGGGCCCAAAGAAGAUCACUGGGUACCCGAUGGAACGCAUGGAGGCUCUUUUCCAACCCAUACCAGACUUCAAAAAGAUCGGAUUCAUCCGCAACAGAACGUCUUAUACGAGGACUAUACAAGCCGAAAAUUUUAGUGAAUCAUUAUAAGGCUGCCCUGGUCAAGGGCCUUCAAUUGGCUGAUCCGCCCAGUCCUCAGUCUCUUCCAGGGUUGACUACAGUUCUGCGACCUUCUGCACAGCAAACGUAUGUCCCCACUCAGGUGCCUAAGAAAAAAAAACCUAAGAGUAUUCAGGGUUCAAAUAACUCUAGUUCUUGUCCCAAAUCUGCUGGUGCCAUUACCAAGAAGAAAAUUUAUUUUGUCAGCAACCAUGACAACUCAGUUACAUGUGAUAGAUUAACUGUUUACAUAAAAUCAUGUAAGGCUAAUGUAUUAAGUUGCUUUGAAGCUAAAUCUCGCUUUGGGAAAGGCUUCAGAGUUUGUGUUGUUUCAUGA